This is a messenger RNA of Pomacea canaliculata, 5057 nucleotides long. RefSeq names its product mucosa-associated lymphoid tissue lymphoma translocation protein 1 homolog. The record is from RefSeq and is a predicted model, not a curated record. NCBI's taxonomy places the organism in Eukaryota, Metazoa, Mollusca, Gastropoda, Architaenioglossa, Ampullariidae. The transcript has 18 exons. The coding region runs from base 337 to 2799 and encodes 820 amino acids. Gene Ontology annotation, molecular function: cysteine-type endopeptidase activity. Gene Ontology annotation, biological process: proteolysis.
UACCUUGAAAGACGUCACAAUUUCUAGGGAACUUCCUGGUACUAUAUUUAGAACAAGACCGUACUUGUAAUUGGGUUUGUGGCACUUCAAUCGAAAACAUCGCCAAAAAGCAUAUCUUUAAGCAGGGUGGCCUCAAGGAAUACAGAUCAUGUCUGCUCACAAUAGUUGAUUCUCAUCUACUUUGGAUUGACAGCGCCUUCAUAUGUGGACAUUUUGAGAAGAGAGAAGAAAUAAAUGUUGAGUCAUCAAUGGAAACAGAUGUUGAUGACAUUUUUAGGGUAUGAUAAAAAAAGAAUGUGACAUUCUGUUUUUCUCAUGAGAUAAUAAAUUAGGAAAAUGGACUAUCAGCUAAAAUUCCCAGAGAACACAAAUGUGCGUCAGCUCCCAGGAACUAUUAUGAAUAGGCUGCGGGAUACAUUGGACAGCCUUUCAACCAGCAACUGCAGCUACUGGAGGCUUUUUGCUGCCAGUUUAUGCGGAGACUUCAGUUUCACGGCUAUGGAGGUGGAGAAAAUGGCCCAGUGUAUAUACAGCAAUGGCAGCCCUGCACAGCAGUUGCUACUGCAGGUUGGAGCACGUGGGAUGACUGUACGUCACCUGGUAGAGCUUUUAGACAAGCUAAGGCUAGACACCAUCCUUAUUGACCUUGUAGAAUACCAACAUGUGAGAAUACUGACACAGCCAAAAGAAGCAGUCACUGUCUAUGAGGGAGAUCAGAUUGUGUUGUCAGUUGAGGCUAAUGGAAUUCCAUAUCCUCGCUUUCUCUGGUAUCGCUCAGAAACACCCAUCACUGGGGCCACAGAUUCAAUGUUGAUAAUCAAUAAUGCCAGAUCUGAUCAAAGUGGAGUAUAUACUUGCCUUGUCUACAAUAAUUCAGAAAAAGGCGAGUUUACAAAUUAUUCAACUGUCUCCGUCCUUCCAAAACCCCAAAAGGAAACCAAAGAACCUUUUACAGAGAAUGGUCUACCUUACCCUGUUCCUGGAAAAACAGGUGAAAUGGAACCAGUAUAUACGCUGCCAGUCAUUAUUCGAGAGCCUGACCCUACAAGCACACCUCUUGGCAGUACCUUCUGCUUAAUUUGUGAUGCACGGGGCCACCUUCCUCUGACAUACACGUGGUUGUUAAAUACUCGGCCAGUGUACCAGUGUCAAACAGGGUAUUACAAGGUGGAUCAGGCUGACAGUUCCCAUGAUGGCAUUUACCAGUGUGAAGUAAACAACCAGUUUGGUAUGGUCAGAAGUCGAGCAGUUCCUGUGUGUGUGACAGCACCAGUCUGGCCGAUGUUUGAUCCCAUGCCAUUGGUGCCGGAAAUUACAGAGCAUCCAAAGUCUUGUCAUGUUCAGCUUGGAGGUCAUGCCAUCUUCCGCUGCAGUGCUCAGGGUUCUGGUCAUUUGCGGUUCCAGUGGUUCAAAGACUGUGACUCCAUUCAAGGUGCAAAUGACUGUGAAUUCAAGGUGUAUAAUGUAAACAACAGAGCUGCAGAAGGUGUGUACAUGUGUCUCAUUUCAAACGAUCAUGGGCAGCGCAUAACCAAGGGGGCUGUACUGCAGGUGCGGGACAUACCCUCCUUCAGACAUUUUUUUGCCACAGACAAACUAGCAUUGCUGAUUGGCAAUUAUGACUACAGGAGUCAACAGCCAUUGCGAGCUCCUCAGACAGAUAUCCAGAACCUGUCCAACAUCUUUCAGGAAGUUCUUGGCUUUAAGGUUGUGUCUCUGCUGAACCUGACACUUGUCGAGAUGCUGUCAGCUGUAGAAGAAUUCUGUGAGCUUAUUGACUCUGGAGUCUACUGUGUGUUCUACUUCUGCGGGCAUGGCUUUGAGGAGAACAACCAAUGCUACAUUCUCCCCAAUGAUGUUCCAGUUGACUACAAGACAGAAGAGUGUCUCUCUGCUGAUCUUGUCCUUGGCAAAAUGCAGCAGAAGCGACCUAAAGUUUGCUGCAUGAUCCUCGAUAUUUGUCGCAAACCGUCAGAAAAUCCAAGUCAGGGUCCAAACGCACCACUCAUGAAGCGUUCACCAGUAGAAGAUGGAAACACCAUUGUCUGCUAUGCCACGAGUUGUGGUUUGGCUGCAUAUGAAUCUCGCCCUGAGAGCAAGGGUAUUCUUGUCACUCAUCUUGAGAAACUUCUAAGAGAGCCAAUCAGCAUUGAGGAAAUUUUCCGCAAAGUCAGAGAAGCUGUGGGAAAUGAUAUAAGGGUAAAUAGAAAUCAUCGAACACGCCAAAUCCCUGAGGUUCGAUCUAACCUGAUUGAGGUGGACCGAUCAUUCCAUGACACAGUGCAAACAAGUGGUCAUACAAGAGCUUGCAAUGCCCGUCAGCUGGCAUGGGAAAAUGCUCAUCUCAAACCUCCUGUUCAGAUGGUUCAGUUAAGUCCUCAGCAGCUUGGUGUAAAUGUUAUGCUGUCCUUCCAGCACGAAUUCUCCAAUGUACUUAGUGUCUUUGUCAAGGUCACUGAACGUGGUGAUCUACCAUACUGUGUAGCAUGGAUUCACAAACUACCAAGUUCUGUGUCAAUGAUGAAAAAACCAACAUGUGUGAGUGAUGGUGGAACAGAUGUGUCUGUAACAAAGAAUGUCAUCAUUGACAUUCAGAAACUAAAGGACAACCUGCGUGUGGGGCUGGCAAUGCGGUAUCGUCUGCCAGGGAGUGGCCCUCAUGAUUACAUCAUUAGCAAAGAGGAUACAGAGGUUGAUUUGCAACUCCCAUUGGUGGCUGGUCUUCAGUUAUGGCGACCUCGCCCCCAGGUUUCUGGACAUAGACAUGCAGUUGAACAAACAGAGGAGGAAACCCACUAGUGCAGGAUCUGUUGUUCAUCCUUUUGAGUGGAAUCGUGUACUGUAUCAAUCACACUGUUAUUAUUAUUCAUUAGCAGAAGAGGAGGACACCGGCUGAAAGUGGCCAUUGGACAAUGAUGACUAUUAAGCAUUUAAGGGGGUGGGGGUUAAAAUGAAACCUUGCUACACUUUUGAGAGAUCACAAUGAUUAAGAUGUUUGAAAGCAUCCCAGUUUUUUUCAUAGCUCUUGCAAUCUGUGUAGAUUUAGGUGAUGGAUCUUUACAGUUUUCAGGAUGGCAGCAUAUAUUCUCACAAUUUUUGGGUGGGUGGGGAGCAAGCAGUAAGUAAUCAAGUGUGAUGGACAGGUGGUAAAAUGUCUUGUGCACCACAGAUUUGAAGUGGUAACCAAGUCUUUGGAUGAAAUACACCAACAUGUUUACUACAAAGUAUAAUCUGCACAAGUGCCUCGUAGUAUUGAUCAUGCUUGACAGAUGGGAAAUGACUCGAUGAUACUGAGAGGAGUAUCAGGCAGUCAAGAACAAGCUUAGGACACCAGGAACUCCUACUUGCAACAGUCAAGUGACAUAAGCUGGUCUGGUCUGCAUGAUACCUUAUCAAAAGGUUGUCCUUCAAGGUACCUUGGAGGGUGGUGAAAGCUGUGGUAGCCAGAGGAAAAACAGGCUCACAAACGUGAAGGAGUGAACUGGUCGUCUCAUCAGCUAUGUGCCGCCUCCACUGACCAGUACCAGUCAAUGAACAAAUAAUAUAUUGCCUCAGUCAGUUGAUUUUAGUUGUCUCUGAAGGAGCUGUGAUCUUCCUCAGAUUAGUGAACACAUACUAGCAAAUUCUAGUAAUGAUCAGUUAUUGUGCAUUAAAAGGACUCGAGGCAGGGAAGCAGGUGGAAGAUGCUACCUCAAGCUGCUGUCACCUCCCCUGAAAGUGUUGAUUCACUUCAUAGACAUCAGUGAUUUGUUUCUAUUUAGCUUUUCUUAAAUAUAUGUACAGAUGUAAAUAUAUGCAGAUGCUGCCAUAAACUUGGCAUUGCUUAGGAUGUUUGUUAGUGGUAGAUAGGUCUGGGGUUCUGACCUUAUCUAGAGCUACAACUGGUUUAGAGGACAUGUAAAGUGUCUGCCAUCUGAUCUUUCUCUCCACACCUGUUCCUAGCACUCUGCUGUGUCUGUCCUCUGUGGAUGUACUUUCAGUCUGCUCUGCACAGGUAAUUGAGUGGCUCUUCAUGUGGAUUGCAUUCAUAGUUCAUGUUGAAGUUUGAGCUAUGUUAAUUUGUAUAAGCCAGUUUUAAAGUUGUCUUUGAGCACUCUUUAAAAGUACAGAUUCAGUCAAAGAUAAAAUUUUGAUCCAUAAUAAUUUUUAAUUAUCAAAGAUCACAGCGUUACAAUUAAUGUUGAAUAGCAGAAAUUCUUCCAAAAGUGUUUGCAGAUAAAUACAGCCUUUUUUUUUUAUAUAAAAAAGUUAAAAGUCAACUCGUUCUUGUAUCUACUACACAUGCUGAAAAAAUAAACAUCAAAGGACACUUUUUGUUACAAACACCCUAGGAAUUCGAUUACAUUAUCAGUUAAUUUAAUACAAAUAUACCUAGAUGCCUUUAUGCAUGCUUUAAAAAAAAUUUUACAUGCAUUCUUCUGAAAAACAUCUCUUACAUAAAUCAUGAGGUGACUGCAGACCCCUUUCAGAUUUCUGAGACUUUGGCAACAAUAUUGGUGUUAAAACAGAAUUUAGUAAUUCAUAAUUACAUGCAGUCAUGGAUGUUAUUUACCAUCAUAUAGAUAUCCCUUGAAAUCCAGUGUUGCACAUCAUGAAUAUCACUGCAUUGUAGAAAAUUAAAAUUUUUGCCAAUUCCUGUGGUAGCUUUGAUGAUACAAUUUGGAAUGGCCAUUUUAAAAAUUAAAACAAAAACUGUAAAUUUUGUAAAAUAACCCAAUACACACUGAUAAAAAACAAACAAAAAACCUAGCUAAAUACAGGAAUUCUUAUGACAGUAACACAAUUCAGUUCAAAAUAUGCAUCUUAAAAUAACUUCUUGCGAUUUCAGCUGUUACCUUUAAAUAGUUACUACACAGCUCACAAAAUCUACUAAACUCUUUGCAGUAGAAUAUUUAUACAAUACAACUUCCCCAUUCUCACUAAAAACACUGAAAUCUGGUUUACUGAGAGGGGUCUUACUAGGGAAAUAGGUCUGUUUUUCAUUCCACAAACCAUGACAACACUUAUCAAUUCAUGUUCAUUAAUUUAAAUGUUGAAAAUAAAGCUGUUAAAAGCCA